Messenger RNA from Drosophila suzukii, 5597 nucleotides. NCBI's taxonomy places the organism in Eukaryota, Metazoa, Arthropoda, Insecta, Diptera, Drosophilidae. The record is from RefSeq and is a predicted model, not a curated record.
CCAAAAAUCGAUAACGAUAACAGGCCGGCAAGCCCCACCUCUAAGCAAUAAAAAAAAACAAAAUAAGGAAAUAAAAACAAGUGAUUGGAUAAUGUUUGUUUGUUGAUUUCGCGGAUUUAAGUUGGAGUUUUUAUUUUUAUAAGUUCACUUUAUCGAGUGACCACAGCAUGCCCCACUUCACCCCCCUCCCCUGCCACGCCGGCGACAAAUAGACAGUGGAGCAAAGGAGACAAAAACAAGUGCAUCGCUGUUUGGCGAGAGCAGCAUCAUCGUACAUAUUUCGUUUCGCAUCUCGCAUCAUCGAAAUUAAUCAAGUGAAUUUCACAUUCACAUUCGCGUGCUGCUGCCAAAGGGAACAACAACAAGUGAUGGCGCAGCGGAAGUAACUGUCGCCCAAAAAGGACAUCGAGCAUAAAGAAUAAGAAGAGGAGCAGGAAACACGCCCAUCGGCAGGACGAAAAGAAGACGGCUACACACACACACACACACACACACAUAUACAUACAUAUGCAAACGUCCUUGGCUCGUGGACGUCAAGUGGAGGAAGUGGAGGAGGCAGCAGGACGAAGAAGAAUAGGUGACGUCUGAAACAACAAACAACAGGAACACAAUACAACAACACAACAGCAGCAGCGACGACAGCAACAACAACAACAACAACCGACAAACGCAAUUACAGUAAAAGGUGCGCCCCAAAAGAUGGCGACAGCAGAGGCAGCAUCAGCAGAAGGAGCAGGAGCAAGUGGCCCCAGUGGAGCAGCAGGAGGAGGAGGAGGUGGCAGCAGUGACAUCGGUUUGGGCAUCGGCAUAGGCAUCGAGAUGCUGAAGGCCCUGUACGACUUCCAGGCGGUCUAUCCCAAGACCAUUAGCUUCGAUGAGGGCGAGUACUUCAUCCUGUACCAGACAUCCGCCCGCCAGCGCAAUUGGUGGCAAGUGGUCAGCAUGAAGGGCAACAUUGGCUUUGUGCCCUCCAAUUACGUAAUGAAGAUUAAGGUGGAGCACGACUUUCUCAUCAGCUUUCUGAACUCCUCAAUAGAAUCGCUGGAAAAGUGCACGGAUCAUGAGAUUAAUGGCAUCAUGUCCAAGGACGAACUGCUGGACAGGCUGCGCGAGAAGAAGCACACCAUGGAGCGACUCUAUGCGGAGAGCUCCGAGCGCGAUGGCGACUCCUCGCUGUCCUAUUCGCAGAGCUACAGUGACAAGGGCAGCCACCGGCACUCGCAUCCCCAUCCCACCCAAUCCCAGACGCAGCUCCAUUCCCAGCACCGCCAGCACAGUCCACCGCCCAGCGGCAGUGGUGGUGGCCCCCAGCGCCUGGACAUGAGCAAGAAAAGCAUGUCCAGUCCGGCGGUGGGCUCUUCAUGUGGUGCGCUCCAAAAUCAGGGCAUGAUUGAAUCGCCCAGCAUGGGCAGCAUGCAGUUCCAGGGCAGCAGCUGCACCAUCCAGACGCCGCAGCAGCAACAGCCGCUACCAGCACCGCCAGCACCAGCUCCAUCACCAUCACCAUCGCCAGCUCCAGCCACGCCCACGGCGGCCGCAUCGAGCAAAGCAGCCGCCGGCGGGGAUGUGGCGCAGGACAAUAGCAUUACGUCGGAGCCGUCGGAGACGACAACGACCACUACGACGACCAGCGAGGAUGUGGUCACCACAUACAAGGAGACCAGCCAGAUGAGCACCAGCCAGCAGAACAAGCCUGCGAAUGGCAGCACUGCCUCAGCAUCCAUUUCCGCAUCCGCCUCGGCUUCGGCUUUGCGCAGCAGCGGCGGGAAUGGCCAUGGCAAUGGCAACGGAAGUACGGCGGCCCUGCACCAGGAGCUGCAGCAGGAGGAGGCGGACAGUGCGCCGGACAAGUCGGACGAUGCCAGCGCCGUGCCGAGUGAUGAUGGUUGCCAGGCCAAUGGGGAUAGUGCGGAUAAUAGUCAGGCGCUGGACAGCAUCGAUAGCCCGUCGCAUCGGCAGCGCGGUCUCAGUCUGGGCAGGAUCGAGGAGGGUGCCACGGGCGGGGGUCAGCUGAAGGUUGAGUCCUCCGACGUCUAUCAGAUUGUGGACGCACUGCGUCGGAACACUAACCUCAGCUUCGAUCUCUCCUGCGAGGCGUUGCGCGUGGUGCUGACCAGCCUGGAGCAGCUUUACAAUGGGGCCAUCAAUCCGUACCUGGAGGCAGUGGCUGUCCAUGUCACCGGUAAGGUGGCCACGCCCAAGGAACUGCUGGGCAUCACGCACGACGCCAAGCGGCUGCAGUACCUCUUCGCCCAGCUGGCCGACUGCAAGAACGACACGGAGCAGCGCACCUGGAUGCUCUACGAGGACGAGGAGGACAUCAUUCAGUUCCUUGAGGAGCUCGUCGAGAUUCUGAUCAACGCUGAUGAGAGCAUUAGUUGCUACGAGAUGUCCUGCGAUCAGUACCAAAUGUUCAUCAACCUGGUGCAAUACUAUCAGAUGGAGACGCGCUGGUCCAUCAAGCGACUGCUGCUCAAGACCUUCACAGCCGCUUGCCAUCUGGACUACAUCAUUGUGGACAUACUGCUGACCUCGGUGCUACCGCUGGAGAUUGUGGAGGACAUGAAGACGCACUUCUCCAAUCUGGAUCGCUUCAAGCAGCUGGUCAAGAUGCUGACCAUCAUCUUCUCACUUGGGCAGCCCAUGCCAGUUAAUCAUCAGGACUAUUUGGGUGUUCACUUUGCCAGCUUUCUGCUGGAAAUUGUCGAGGGAAAUAAUCCAGAGCUCCUGGUGGAUAUGGUUAUUGCCUUGAUAUUGGCCUUUAACCAGCAGUUCAGCGAACACACCUUUAAUGUUAUCAUCGAGGGCAUGCAGAAUCUGCCCUCCGCCAAGGUGUUCACGGAGAAACUACUGCUACUGCUCAAUCGAGAAGAUGAUCCAACCCGCUUGCUAAAGCAUCCUAACGAGCACAUGAACACGGUGCUGCGAAUGUUUAUCGACAUAUUCAGCCAUUCGGACACGGCCGGUAUGUUCUACACGAACGACAUCAAGGUGCUCAUCGAUAUAGUGGUUCGCCAGCUCUCCGAUUUGGAUGCCGGCAGUUCGACGCGACCCUGCUACUUGGAGCUGUGCCGACGCAUCCUGCGCAACACGAAUUACCAGGAGCACCAGCACCGCAAGCACGAUCUCAUGAAGAUCUUCACGCGCAUCUUCUGCGAGGAGACCGAGUGCAGUGCCUCCGAUCAGCAGCUGGUGCGGGAAAUAGCCAACGAGUUCCCACAGCUGUUCAAGGCCUAAAACUCCAUAUAGCCCCAAAAAUACGGAAAAAAAACAAAAAACAAAACCCAAACCAAAAUACGGAGGGAAACCAAAAUUGUAAAGCGUUGCUAGUGAGGCGAGCCGUUUAAAGCGAGCCAACCGUAAAUUCUUAAAUUAUUUUAAAUUUGAUCAGUGAAUUGUUACGCAUUUGUUUAGCGUCUCGGUCUCCAGAUAGCCCUCAGAACUCAGAAGAACGAUCAUUUCGAUCCACUAUACCGGAUCGAAAGGGAACACACACCCCACACACCCGGCGACUCUACAUAUAUCUUAUGAACAUAGUCUGUAAGCAGGACAAAUGUACUAGUUGCAUGUGGAGUAGAUGCAACCUCAUAGAGCUGAUACCCAAUAGCGAUAUCUGCGUAUCCGUAAACAUCUAGGCGAAAGAAAUGGAAUAGUUUAACACUAAAUUAUCCCCAGUUUAGGAUGAUUUCACUAAUUUAGAAUUUAGCCAGGGACAAUUUUAGCCAGAAACAGAGUCAGAGAUCAGCCUCACUUUUAAAUUUUUGUAGUUAUAAUUGCCAAUUUAUUUGGUCUUCAAAAUUUUGACAAGAAAAAAAAACAAAAAGAACGAUAUCGUUCGAAGAAUAAAAUAUUUAUAGCCUAAUUAUACACCUAUAAUGAAAAUAUACAUUCAUGACAGAUGCGGAAUGAAACGUUAAUUGUAAUCUACAAGUAAACAAUUGAUAUAUUAACGAUGUAUGACUAAAUAUUUGCAGCUAGCGAAAUCCAAAUCGAUUCGAAUGUAACGAGCAUAUAAUGUUAAAUUUGUUUAUAUAAUCUAUGAGGAGGAGAACUAAGCCGAACAGGAAAUCAUUGACAAUUGUUAAAGCUCAAAUACAUAUUAAUUGGAGGCUAGGAGGCUGGAAAUUGAAAGGAAACGCUCUGCAGAAAGCAUUGAUAGUAAGGACACCCAUUUGCAUUUCUCCCUCGCUAAAAAAACACACUCACACAGUGGCGUAGGCAUUUAGGGGGUUCAGGAAAAUUCUGUAUUUAUUUAUUAUAUUUUACAAAUAUCAUUUUCUUAAAAAUGAAGGUUAACCUCCCGCAUACGCCACUUUUUCUCUAUAGCUCUCUCACUAUUUCUCAAGCUAAUAACAAAACAAAUUUCCCAGCGGAACCUUUGAAAGGAUCCAUUAUUUUAGUUAUAUUUAUUUAGUAGUUUGAAAAGAUCUUACUCUUUACCUUAUUUUUAAGCAAUUAUUUUGCAUUUGUACGUUAUUUAGUGAUUAGAUUUGAAAGGACCUAGGAACCCCUAACCUUUGUAUUUAUUAAAUGGUGAUCCGCUGGGAAUGAUUAUAUCUAUCUCUAUAUAGACACAUACACUCAUCUUACGAACAUAAAUAGUUUUAGACAGAUUUCAUUGGCCUUUAUUUGUUAUUGUUACGUCACAGUUAUCCAACUAAAAAAACAACGAAAUUAAAAUAAAAAGUAAACAUUUUAACCCAGAGUAGCAAUGAGAUAAUGAAAAUAAGGGCGGAAACCACAUUUGAUCAUUAUUUUUGAUUGGCUUUUGUCACCAAGCUAUCAUUCCAACUUAAUAAAAGCCACUAAAACACAGAAGCAAUAAACUUUUUAAGUUAUCAAGCACGCCAGUUAACAAAAAGUGGCUUUGGAAACACUGCCUGUAGCAUAGGAAGGAAUUUGAAUAUCGCUUAAACCCGGAUUAUAAUAAUAGUUAAUGUAAUUGUAAAAUUGUCGAUUUUGUAAUAAUAUCUCAUGUGAUUUUCCCCUUGGACAAUUGCGAUCUAUUUCCAUGUUUACGUUUGAGAGGUCCUCAUUGUUUAAUUGUUUAAGCAACCAAUUUGAAUCAAAACGCAUCAACGAGCAUGAUAUUAAAACAAACAUCAAUAUCAAUUCAAAAAUUUACCUUUGGAUCCUAUUUUGAAUCUGAGAAUUUGAAAAGCUGCUGAUGCAUGGACGAAUUUAAUUUGCCAAGUCUCAUAACAAAAAGGGAUAUUUACAAACAGUUAUAAACUAAACUAAAUCAGAAACUAAAACCAAUAUUAACCACAAAUUGUACCUUUCGAUUUUGAAUUUAAAUAACACUCUCAGUAUUUGCAAUAAAAAUAAAAACAAAAACAAUGAGGCAAAAAAGUACACGAAGCUGCAAUAAAAACAAUUAAUGUUUAAAAGUACUACGUUAACAAAAACAAACACGUUUUACGUCAAGCAAAUAGAGCUAAUUUAAAAGAUUGUUAACCUCUCAUUUUUAACACAAAACAGAGAUCCUAAAAACAGAAAACCAAACAAAUUACAAGUUUUAAUAAGCGCAUUCAAAAUGUAACGAAACGAAAUUGCAAUUGUAAGAAACGAAAAUAAUAAAUAAAACAAUUCAAGUA